AACAUAUAUAAAACACAUAGGUUAAAAUGUGGAUGAUGGGUUAUAACGAAGGAGGUGCAGAUUCCUUCAACGGAGCAAGAAAGCUUCGUCCUCUCAUCCCACGCCUCUCUUCUUGUCCCACCGCCACCGCCGCAAACACUAACUCCGACCACCGCUUUAAUAUGGUGGUGACGAUGACGGCGGAGCAGAACAAGAGGGAGCUGAUGAUGCUAAACUCUGAACCUCAUCAUCCACCGGUAAUGGUGAGUUCACGGUGGAAUCCGACGCCGGAUCAAUUAAGGGUUCUUGAAGAGCUUUACCGACAAGGAACUAGAACUCCUUCGGCCGACCAUAUCCAACAAAUCACCGCGCAGCUACGACGUUACGGGAAGAUAGAAGGCAAAAACGUUUUCUAUUGGUUCCAAAACCACAAAGCCCGUGAACGUCAGAAACGGCGCCGACAGAUGGAAAAUGGACACGACGAAUCGGUCAUUACGACAACUAGUUCUGUCUCAAACCACGGAUUCGACAAGAAAGAACAACUAGGUUACAAUGUUGAACAGACCAAAAGCUGGAUAUGUUCGGUCGGAUGCGACACACAACCAGAGAAACCUCGUGACCAUCAUCAUCAGGAGGAUCCUGUCUCAAUAUCGAUGGUAGCAAAGAAGCGCAAUGGUCUUCAUCGAGGAGACGAGAGGCAAAGCUUUCCUGGGAGAAAUGGGACGUGGCAGAUGAUGCAGUUGCCACAUGGACCCUACCCUUCUUCACAACAUCAAUAUCAUCAUCAACUGAUUCUCAAUUCAACGACUGUUUUGUCCAACAUGUCCACUAGCAACAGCACUGUUCCCGCUGCUAAAGAUACGGUCGUCGUAGUUUCACCUUCAUUACUGAGAGCAAGAGCAGCAAUGAACACAGAGACAUGUCACGACAAUAAAGAUCAAGAACAACAUGAAGAUUGCUCUAACGAUGAAUCCGAUCAUCAAGAACAGACACUAGAGCUGUUUCCAUUGAGAAAAGAAGGGUUUUGUGGCAAUGGUGGCGAUGAUGAGAAAGGGAGAGAGAGUGGUAUUCACAGUUUCUAUGAGUUUCUUCCAUUGAAGAACUAACCCUAUUUUUUCCAAGAGCAACAUCUUCUUGUUUUAUUACUUAUUAGACAACUACAUCAAUUAAUCAAUCGAAUUAGAGC
Molecule: messenger RNA, 1165 nt
Organism: Eutrema salsugineum
Lineage: Eukaryota; Viridiplantae; Streptophyta; Magnoliopsida; Brassicales; Brassicaceae
Product: WUSCHEL-related homeobox 1
Exons: 4
Coding region: 27-1085 (352 amino acids)
Biological process (GO): plant organ development
Molecular function (GO): DNA binding; DNA-binding transcription factor activity
Source: RefSeq, a predicted model, not a curated record